Messenger RNA from Lacerta agilis (Sand lizard), 2235 nucleotides. RefSeq names its product neuropeptide Y receptor type 1-like. Gene Ontology annotation, biological process: G protein-coupled receptor signaling pathway. Bases 273 to 1379 code for a protein of 368 amino acids. NCBI's taxonomy places the organism in Eukaryota, Metazoa, Chordata, Lepidosauria, Squamata, Lacertidae. The transcript is spliced from 2 exons. Gene Ontology annotation, molecular function: neuropeptide binding; pancreatic polypeptide receptor activity. The record is from RefSeq and is a predicted model, not a curated record. Gene Ontology annotation, cellular component: neuron projection; plasma membrane.
GCCCAUCAUUUGGGGGAGGGAAAAGAAGAAGAGGACCCCUGAGCUAGGAGACGCAUUCACGUGUACCGGGAGGGUGUCGCAGCAUAUUUCAGAGCAGAUCUGCCCGGGUUUAAGAAGAGGCUGAGCUGACACGAGAACUAGUUCAGCAUCAGGGCAAGAAGUGAGCGCAGCAUCUCAUGAGGAGGGACAGCUGCUGCUGCUGCCACCUUUUUUGCCACCUGCACUAGAGAGCUUUCCAUCCUUCCAUCUCUGCUGUGGAGUUGGGACGUGCCAUGGACCAGCUGAUGAAUCUCCUCUACCUCAACUUCUCAGAGCAGCUGAGCCUGCUAGAGGAAAACGACAUGUCCUGCAGCGACUCUGUGGGAAACGGCACUUUCCUGAUCAUAGCUUACAGCGCAGUCAUUGCAGUGGGGUUGAUUGGCAACCUCUGCUUGGUGUGUGUCAUCAUCCAGCAGAAGGAGAUGAGAAACGUCACCAACAUCUUCAUCGCCAACCUCUCCUGCUCUGACAUCCUCAUGUCACUUGUUUGCAUGCCUGUCACGGUCAUUUACACCUUGAUGGACCGCUGGAUCUUAGGAGAAGUACUCUGCAAGGCCAGCCCCUUUGCUCAGUGCAUCUCCAUCACUGUCUCCAUCCUCUCCCUUGUAUGGAUUGCCCUGGAAAGGCAUCAGCUCAUCAUCAAUCCGACUGGGCGGAAGCCAGGAGCUAACCAUGCGUACCUGGCUGUGGCCAUUACCUGGGUGGUGGCCUGCUUCAUUUCCCUGCCUUUCCUCUCCUUCACCAUCCUGACCAACGAGCCCUUUCAAAACUUAAGCCUUCCCUUUGACCCGUUUGCCAACCACGUGGCCUGCAUUGAGCAUUGGCCAUCGGACCAGCAUCGCCUAGCUUACACCACCUUCCUCUUGCUUUUCCAGUACUGCCUGCCCCUGCUCCUCAUCAUGACCUGCUAUUUCCGCAUCUUCCUGCGCCUUCAGCGUCGCAAGGACAUGGUGGAGCACUCCAAGGAUGGUUCCCGGGCCACUAGCCACAGGAAGGUCAACGUUAUGUUGGCUUGCAUCGUCGUUGCUUUUGCCGCCUGUUGGUUUCCGCUCACUGUCUUCAAUGCCCUCUAUGACUGGGACCCUGAGAAGAUCUCAGUGUGCUACCACAACUUCAUCUUCUCCAUCUGCCACCUUAUAGCCAUGGCUUCCACUUGCAUCAACCCCAUCAUGUAUGGUUUCCUCAACAGCAAUUUCCAAAAGGAAGUCAAGGCAUUGCUGUAUCGCUGCAGCUGUAGCAGUGAGAAGGACAAGUAUGAAAGCUUCCCCCUUUCCACAGUCAGCACUGAGAUCUCCAAGGCCUCGCUCCAUAGCGGGGUUGGCACCAUUACCCAUGCGUGACUGCCAAGAUCCCAUGCAGUGCCUUCCAACAGCAACCAGUCCCUUUCUCAGCUGAGCCAAGCUGGAAGUAUCUCUGUUGUCUGCAUAUUUCCAAUUCUCUGGUUACUCCACCCCCCAACCCACCUCAUACCAAACUUGUAUCAGGGAUCAUCUGCAAUUGUCUGGGGUAUCCCACUUCAAACAAAGAAUAUGCACUGAGGUGGGGAGGGAAUGACCCAGAGGAUUGGGGAACAGUGUGAGCUCAAAUCCAAGCUUGCCCAUCAGUUAUUCUCUUUGACCCUUAACUCAUCUUAACAUUUGGAGCUUUGAAAACUUACUUGAGGAUAUGGUUGUACUCCACUAAAACGGAUGGAAACUGUAAGUGAGUUCUGGGAAAAUAACAAAGCAACUUACAGUCUGCUUAGCUUCUCAAGAAGAUCCAAGGGCCCCUAAAUAAAUCAUCCAGAGUUGCAUUCAUCGGCAUUGGGCAAUUUAGAAGCAGAUCUUCACAAAUGGUUCUUCAAAGAGAAGAUUAAUAAUGGCAAAUAAACAUUUCCCAAAAGAAAGCUUCCCCAGCACUACUGAUUUUUUGUGCUAGACUGAACUCAGGAGAACAUUGGGUGUGUCCUAGGUUGUAUUCUCCAUUCAGAUGGACCAACUUGGGCUCGACAGACCUGGUUAUUGCCCUACAUGAACUAAAUGUGUUCCCUGCUGCAAGGACCGAAGCUCAGUGGUAGAGCAUCUGCUUUGCAUGCAGAAGGUCCUGGGUUCAAUCUCCAGGCUGGGCUGGAAGGAGACUCCUGUCUCACAUCAUGGAGAUGCACCACUGCCAGUCAAUAUAGGCAGCACUGAGCUGGAUGAACCAAUGGGCUGGUGU